GGCUCUGCGGCGGACCGGGACCCGGACCGGGACCGCGCGGGGCGGAGGCUGCGGGUUCUCUCGGGCCAUCUGCUGGGCCAGCCCCGGGAGGCUCUGAGUACCAAUGAGUGCAGAGCGCGGAGAGCCGCGUCGGCUGCCACGGCGGCGCCCACUGCCACUCCCGCCGCGCAGGAGUCGGGCACCAUCCCCAAGAAGCGGCAAGAAGUUUUGAAAUGGAAUGGUUGGGGAUAUAGUGAUUCCAAGUUCAUCUUCAAUAAGAAAGGCCAAGUUGAGUUGACUGGGAAAAGGUACCCUCUUAGUGGCAUGUGUUUACCAUCUUUUAAGGAAUGGAUUGAAAAUACCCUUGGAGUAAAUUUGGAGCAUAAAACUACCUCUAAAGCAUCCUUAAAUCCUGGUGAUACACCCCCUUCUGUUGUAAAUGAAGAUUUUCUUCAUGAACUUAAAGAAACUAAUAUUUCAUAUUCACAAGAAGCAGAUGAUCGAGUAUUUAGAGCUCAUGGUCAUUGUCUUCAUGAGAUAUUUUUACUCAGGGAAGGAAUUUUUCAUCGAAUUCCUGAUAUAGUUUUAUGGCCAACAUGUCAUGAUGAUGUAGUUAAGAUUGUGAAUCUAGCGUGCAAAUAUAACCUUUGUAUCAUACCAAUUGGUGGAGGUACAAGUGUCUCAUACGGCCUGAAAUGUCCUGCAGAUGAGACAAGAACAAUUAUUUCUUUGGACACUUCACAAAUGAAUCGAAUCCUCUGGGUUGAUGAGAACAAUCUGACAGCUCACGUAGAGGCUGGCAUAACAGGACAAGAGUUGGAAAGACAGCUUAAAGAAAGUGGUUAUUGUACAGGUCAUGAACCAGAUUCCCUGGAAUUCAGCACUGUGGGAGGAUGGGUAUCUACUCGGGCAUCAGGCAUGAAGAAGAAUAUCUAUGGCAAUAUUGAAGACUUGGUGGUUCAUAUAAAAAUGGUAACACCUAGAGGUAUAAUAGAAAAAAGCUGUCAAGGACCUCGUAUGUCAACAGGCCCUGAUAUCCAUCACUUCAUCAUGGGAUCUGAAGGAACUCUUGGUGUGAUAACAGAAGCUACAAUAAAAAUCAGACCAGUCCCUGAAUAUCAAAAGUAUGGCUCAGUAGCUUUCCCUAAUUUUGAACAAGGAGUAGCCUGUUUAAGAGAAAUUGCAAAACAGAGGUGUGCUCCUGCAUCUAUUCGCCUCAUGGACAACCUGCAGUUUCAGUUUGGUCAUGCUCUUAAACCUCAGGUUUCCUCUAUUUUUACAUCAUUUUUGGAUGGGUUAAAAAAGUUUUAUAUUACAAAGUUUAAAGGAUUUGAUCCAAAUCAGCUAAGUGUCGCUACAUUACUGUUCGAGGGGGACCGUGAGAAGGUUCUUCAACACGAAAAACAAGUAUAUGACAUUGCUGCAAAAUUUGGUGGAUUGGCAGCUGGAGAAGAUAAUGGACAGAGAGGUUAUUUGCUGACCUAUGUCAUUGCAUACAUUCGAGACUUGGGUUUGGAAUACUAUGUAGUAGGAGAAUCUUUUGAGACUUCUGCUCCCUGGGACAGGGUUGUAGAUCUCUGUAGAAAUGUAAAAGAAAGAAUAAUAAAGGAAUGCAAAGAGAAGGGUGUUCAGUUUGCUCCUCUUUCUACAUGCAGGGUGACGCAGACUUACGAUGCAGGUGCAUGUAUCUACUUCUACUUUGCCUUUAACUACAGGGGAAUAAGUGACCCACUGACUGUGUUUGACCAAACCGAGGCAGCUGCUAGAGAAGAAAUCCUCGCUAAUGGAGGGAGUCUGUCACAUCACCACGGAGUGGGCAAGUUACGGAAGCAGUGGCUAAAGGAAAGUAUCUCUGAUGUCGGCUUUGGGAUGCUGAAGUCUGUCAAGGAAUAUGUGGACCCCAAAAACAUCUUUGGAAACAGAAACCUUUUAUAAAUCCAUUACUAUUGUUACAAAAAAAAGUCACUUUUUUUUAAAAGUCUUCAACUAUGGUUAUGCCAGUAAUCAUAUGUAUCAUGGACUGUAUUUCAGCUACAUUUGUUUGUUGAUUUAACAUAAGUUUGUUUCAUUCUGUAGUUUGUUUUGUUUCUACAUUUAUGGGUUGACAGAUGGUAUUCCUAAGUCUCUCUCAUUUGGUUGUCAUUUCUAAUUUUAGUCAGGCAGCGAAAGUCUGCCAGUUGUUAUUUCAGAGGACGAUGCUGCCAGGUGUUUUGUAUUGAUGUUUCCUCUUGGGAACAAAGGCAGAUUUUGGUGUCAUCUAUUGGUUUUUCAGCCUCUUUUUAAAAACAUUUUAAAAUAUCUCUGGGAAGCAGAUCUUUUGGGCAAGAUUCCACUAGGAGUGAUACCCAUGUAUGUUUAAGAGCGCAUUCUAGUGUGAGUGGGCCUGUAAGGGAGGAUACUUAUGAAUCAGUAUUGGAAGCCUGUUACUUACGAUGCUCUCAGUUCUGUAAGGUGCUUGGCCUACCUUUUUUUGAAAUUAGUAUACAAUUAUAAAACUUUAAAUCAUUAAUAUACAAAUUAUUCUGUUUGGGGACACAUUUUUGUUCUCCAUUUUUCUGUUUCUACUGAAGUAUGAGCUGUAUUUGUAUCACCGAGAUAACCUAUUGUUAUAUCCUAUUUCAUUCAUAAUAUGUUUUAUAAGAAAAGCUGACGUAUUACUCAUUGUAUGUGAAGAACAGGUUUACCAUGAAAUGUAUGCCUUUAUUCAACUUACAGUCCUAAUGUUUGUGAUUUCACAUUCUUGUUGCUGAGAUGCAGAAGCAGCAACAGGAGAGAAGGAAGACUCCUUACACCCAAUGUCUCCAGUUCAAAGAAUUGUUUGGCUAAAGAAACACAGUCAUCAUUCAGCUAUUGAAUUUGAAAGCCUCAACAGUUUCAAUGAUAAAUUCUUUUUUUUUAAAUUAACCCAAACAACAUGAUACGUUUUCAUAUAAAAGUAAAAUUUCAGUUUAGUUUUUAAUAAUGGUUUAAUGCCUUUUUUGAAUUACUGGUUUAACUUAAAUUUUAAAAAACUGUAAUGUAUUAAUAUACAUGCAUAAUCAAAAGUUUGAAAUAUCAUAUUUCUUAAUAGAACAUUAAUCACAUUUAGCAAACUUUUACAUUCAAAUCUGGGUAUUAAAAUACGUGAAAUGAUUACUUUGAAUCACUGUCAAGGUUCAUGAUACACAUUUUGAGAUGGAUUCUUUUCUUAAUGCAAUACCUAACUUUUGAUAAUUUUUUAAAAUUAGUAUUUGAUCAGAUAAUGUAGGUCAAAACGCACAUGAUCCUGUAAAAGGACACGCUGUCUGUCUGUGUAGCAACAGCUCCAGAAUAUUUUUGGGCAGUUUGAUACAUUUUAUAUCUGAAGUAGCCUUAACCAGAAGAGUAAAAAUUUAAAAUUGACAAAAUGGUAUUUUUAAGACUUCAAAAUGAUAAAUAACUUCUAAUUAAUAAAAUUGGCUUCAAACUAAUAAACUUAAAUCUGUAAGAAAAUCAAAAUUAAAUAUUAGCUUAACAACAUAAACUAAAUACUGAUGUAUUAGAAGCUGCCUCUUUACAUUCGUGAUUUAUUUUUAAUUAUAAAACUUCCAGCAGAUCUGUGCUUAAAGCCCUUGAUAUUUGAAAUAGUUGAAUACUUGAUGAGGAAAUUACACUUUAUUUGCCUUUAGAAUUAUAAAAAUCUCAGCUUUAUAAAAUGCAUCUACUCAUGAAAGUGAUUUCUCUAAUUGGUAAUAAAAAUGUAAAAUUUAAUAUGCUACUAAUAUCUCAUUGGAGUGUAUACAUGUUUCUGAGUAAUUUUUAAAAAAUAAAACUUACAGAUUCAUAAGCAGAUCCAUUCCUUUGCAUGUGAUUGUUAUAACAUUCUUUCCCAGGGAGUUCAGAUUUCAACAACCUCAGAAAUCUGUAUUUGAUAUUAGGAAACUAUAAAUGUAACACCUGAAAUUGUUGUGUUCACUGUUCUACACGAACCUUGUGGAAAUCAGUGAUUUAUGUCUUUGUUUUUCUUCUCCCUUGUUUGCAGGACUCCCCAACCUUGAUUUUAUAGUGAUGACUACAUUUUGUAGUUGGGGUCAUUUCUAUGGGCAUCAUUUUGAAACACAUGAAUACUCACCAGUGCUGUUUCACUCUGAUUUAGUAAAUCAGAAAGCCUUUUCCCCACUUUCAUACCACACAGCUGAGGGGCGCCGCUGCAUCUACUUAGUGUCUGUGGAGAGCUUUUUCUUGACUAUGCACAGAAGCACUGAACCUUGCCUCGUAUUUCUGAAAAUGGCCUCAUAAAAGUUAAAGCCCGGAGAACGUUGUUUCUGUGAGGCUUCUUAACUCAUUUUGAAUGCGUUUGUUUAAAAUUUUAAAAAGUUGUGCCCUAUUUGGUUUUCAGUACUACGUAACACUGACUUGUCUUUCUUAGUCGUGUUUCUAAUAUUUUAUUUGAUCCAUGUCACAUUUGGGUUGGGGUUUUAGUGGGAAUGGGAACUUGCUGCUAGUGAGAAAUGGCACUGAAACUAAAGACUCAGUGUGAACAGGCUUUAUUGACCCUUAGAGUAACUUGCCUUAAUGUUUGGUGCAAUUUAUAGCGCAUAAGUGAAUUUAGUCCUAAGCUGAGUAACUUGAGCUCUUUUAGUUUAGUAAGAAUUGUAAAAGCCACUUGCUUAUUGUGCCCAGCAUAUUACUACAAAGAGAGAGGAUUAAAUUCUUUCCUCUCCCUAGGAAUUGAGUUUUCUCCCCAAAUGCUUACAUAUUAUAUAUAGUGCAAUAACUUAAAAGUUAUUGAUGAAGCUGGAGCUUUCUGCUGUGCGUAGCCGUGUUGUGUUUUGGAAAACAAAAGUAAAGGGUGCACUUCCAUCAGUGUGUACACCGUGCCGGAUACAGACUUCCAAGGAAACCCCUUAUAGCAUAUUCUCUUAGAAACUGCUAAAUCCUAGCUUGCAUUUCUGAAAAUUCCUUUGUGCAUGUUGGCUCCAGAGAUUUUCCUGUGCUAUAUUCUUUUAUAACAACAACUUCUUAACCAUAGCUGAUCAGGGAAGCUCAGCACACCCAAGCAGAAGCGUGUUGUCUUGGCUGUUCAAGUGGGGCUGGGUUUGUUGAGCAUCUGUUCUAUAUAAUGUGGAACACAAAUAGUUAUUUAUUAUGAAUUGAUGCACAGACUGCAUGUGCUGGUGCUUGAGGCAGCCAAAAUGGAAUAUUGUGGAAAGCAUAUCUACGUUUUAGGAAACACUGAGAUAGGAAUUCAAGACAGCUUUAAUAGCUUUUUGUUUACCACUUAAUAUUUAGCAACUUUGAUUUUAAUUAGGGCUUAGCUCAUGGGGUGGGGAACAAAAAUAACAAGUGCCAGUUAGUAUUGAGAAUCCAGGCUCUCCUUUGGCUUCAUAAGUUAUGGAAUCUUCACUUUGCCCAAGGCUUCUUUUUCCCAAAUGAGUCACAUGACUGUAUAUUCAUUUAAUUUUUAUUAAUUCCUGUUUCUUAAAAAGGAAACAACAUAGACUUUGAUGCUAAAGUCCAGAAAGCAUAAAAGAUUUUUUUAAACUAUUAAAAUAUAGUGUUUGAGGAUAUAAAUUACUCAGCUUUCUGCUUCUUAAGCCAAACAGUGUUUGUCUUUAGUAUAAAGUUUAACUGUAAAAACUACUUGUAAAUGUCAACAGAUUGUAGAAACUUAUAUUACUAAUAAAAUGGACCUGGGUCUAA
This is a messenger RNA of Miniopterus natalensis, 5640 nucleotides long. RefSeq names its product alkylglycerone phosphate synthase (gene AGPS). Gene Ontology annotation, molecular function: FAD binding; alkylglycerone-phosphate synthase activity. NCBI's taxonomy places the organism in Eukaryota, Metazoa, Chordata, Mammalia, Chiroptera, Miniopteridae. The record is from RefSeq and is a predicted model, not a curated record. Gene Ontology annotation, biological process: lipid biosynthetic process. Gene Ontology annotation, cellular component: peroxisome.